AAUUACGUAACUAGCAGAGCAGGAAACAACUGAGCCGUGGGGAUAUUGGGGUGAUGAGGGUGUGGUAUAUGGCCCGAGGUGGGCCAAGAAUUUCAAAAAGCACAACUGGGUUUUUCCAAUCUUGUUGCAACUUGUGCAGACAAUACACAUUACAAAAAAAAAAGGACACAUAAAAUGUCACCGCUCCCACCCGAACUCUUAUCGUGUAUCCUCCUCCACACCAAAACCCCAACAACACACCACAACCCAACCCUCUACGCCUGCCUCCAAGUCUCAAAAGCAUUUUAUCUCACAACCCGCCAAAUCCUCUGGUCAGCCCCCCGACUCGGCACACGUAUCCAAAACCGAGCCUGGAGAGGAUUCGUUAACGCCGUUUUGGGUCCCUACAAGGAUUUUGUUCACGUUAUUGAGGAUGUUUGGUUGGUUGUUGGUGGAGAAAGAUGAUGAUGAUGGGAGGAGGGAUUCCGGUAUCGACAUGUUCAAACCGUAUUCGUUGCAAUAUGUUUUAUAUCAUAUGGUUGAAAUGUGUGAGAAUGUCCAUACGGUGCGAUUACAUCUUCAUUGUGAUGUACCGUAUGCAUUGCCUUGGAAGCUUCGUAUAGGGACAUUAAGAGAGUUGGAAGUGUACAUGAGGGUUGAUGAUGAGUUUUUAGAGAGGGUUUUUGAAGCUGCGGGAAACAAAUUAGAAGGAUUGGUGUUGCAUUCGACAGGGAUAUCAACAAGAGGGUUCGAAAGGAUACGAUACGCUGCCCCGGGGUUAAAAAAGUUGAUCUUAUCACAGGCUCCACGGUCAAGACAUUCCGUGUACCGCCCUACAAUGGAUUCAUAUGCCAUUGCACCAUUUCUGGAAUCUCAUCCUCAGUUAACGGAAUUUCAUGUAACGCCCCUUCCAAGACUACGACCAAGCGAUCUCCAAUCCCUUUCACACACCCUCCAAUCUCUAACAUUAACACUAUCAACUGAAACGCACUUGACUGUCAGAUCCAUCACAACCGUCAUCCUACCCCCAUUGACCCGGCUUCAAUCGCUUAAACUAGUGGGAAACACGGACCCAGCUGCUGUGUACAUGUCCGACGGCGUCGUUUCUGAACAAGAGGUUCUAGAGAUACCCACAGGAACGUCAGGGGCAUUUCGGAGGCUUGUAUUAUCUCAAUUGGAUUUAUACCGUGAAGAAGGGUACAAGGAGUUUUAUGGGAGAGGGAUGCCAUGGGCUGUAGAUGCCUUUAUGGGACGCUGGAAAACAAGGUGGAAAGUAGAGUUGGUUAUUGAGGGAUGAGGACAUGGCAUUAAGGGCUAUGUCGUGGGAGGUGUUUUAUGGGAGAGGGACUGUAGAUGCCUUGAUUUGAUGGAAAUCGAGAUGGAAGGGCGUAGAGUUGGUUAUUGAGGGGAUAAACACAAUGUCAACAAAAUAGCAUAAAUCAAGUUGAUUAAAAUAUGGGUUAUACAUGUGGUAUCUACAAAG
Messenger RNA from Spizellomyces punctatus DAOM BR117, 1462 nucleotides. RefSeq lists its product as uncharacterized. Bases 413 to 1276 code for a protein of 287 amino acids. Lineage: Eukaryota; Fungi; Chytridiomycota; Chytridiomycetes; Spizellomycetales; Spizellomycetaceae. The record is from RefSeq and is a predicted model, not a curated record. The transcript has a single exon.